Messenger RNA from Volvox carteri f. nagariensis, 1092 nucleotides. RefSeq lists its product as uncharacterized. Gene Ontology annotation, cellular component: membrane. The coding region runs from base 1 to 1092 and encodes 363 amino acids. The transcript has 10 exons. Lineage: Eukaryota; Viridiplantae; Chlorophyta; Chlorophyceae; Chlamydomonadales; Volvocaceae. The record is from RefSeq and is a predicted model, not a curated record.
AUGCCAGUGCGCCGGAGCCUCUGCCUACGCUGCGUCCUGCCGAUUCUCUUUUACGUACUGCUCCUGGCCGCAGCUCGAGUCAAUCGUACCAAGAAUGGGUUGCGCCUGGUUCGAGGCCGCGGCGGCAUAGGACGCCUGGAAGCGCGUGUGGUGCCGGAUUUCUUUCUGCAGACGGGCUACUCGCAAAACGGCGGCUGGGCGCCCCUGUGUGAUGACGGCAGCUUUGACGACCAGCAAGCUCUGGUGUUCUGCAAGAUCAUGGGCUACAAAUUUGGCCGAAAGCACUACCGUAACGGCAUCAGCACCAACGGCCACGACGAACCCGAGCCACGACCCAGUCCGUUAGGGCAUCUCACAUGCAACCCACUCGACCAAUCCUGGCCGUCCUUCCCUGUCGGCAAGAUCGAUCUGCCUGACAGCCUGGACAUGAAGUGCUUGCUGUUCGUUUCCUCCUGCGCGGGUAGGCGGCUCGUGGCGCUGCAGUGCUCAGACAAGCCCUUGAAGCCUAAGCCGCCUCCACCGCCCUCACCGCCCACUCCCCGCAUGCGUCAUGCCAUCAAAAUGAUCCCUUUGGAGGACAACCUGUUGGCGGCGUGGCAGCCCUCAGGCCUCCUGUUCAGUGAGCCGCUGCGCAUCGAGCUGCUGGUCAACACCUCCACCUCCACCUCCACGUCAUCCUCCUACGGUGCGGAUGGCGUUGACGCCGUCGCCAACUCGAAGCCGGGGGUGGCGGUGUGGGCGCCGCUGUGUGUUUCAGCCAGUCAAGCGGAGGCUCUGAAGUUGCUGGGCAGUGGCCAGGAAGUCCAAGUGAUUGCGAACACCUCGUGCCAUCAGUACGAGGACUUCCCCAACAGUUGGUUCAGUUGGAUGGUCGGCAAGGAGCAGACCCCGGUGAAUAUUCCUACAGAUGCGUCCCCAUCCGAUGACAAGUCGCCUAUGUUCGACCCCUCCCUCUACACCCACUGGGCGACGGUUGUGGGGGGCGCUGUCGAGGGCCGGCUCUCCCUACAGCAAAUGCAACUGCAGGUCAGCACUGAGCCGUGCGAGACGGGCCUCAUGUUCGUCGCCACCUGCGAUACGCUGAUUGUGUGA